This is a messenger RNA of Saccharomyces eubayanus, 576 nucleotides long. RefSeq names its product polyamine acetyltransferase (gene PAA1). The record is from RefSeq and is a predicted model, not a curated record. Bases 1 to 576 code for a protein of 191 amino acids. Gene Ontology annotation, cellular component: cytoplasm. Gene Ontology annotation, molecular function: aralkylamine N-acetyltransferase activity. NCBI's taxonomy places the organism in Eukaryota, Fungi, Ascomycota, Saccharomycetes, Saccharomycetales, Saccharomycetaceae. The transcript has a single exon.
AUGGCCUCCUCAACUAGUACUCUACCGCUUCAUAUGUACAUUAGACCUUUAAUUAUCGAAGAUUUGGAACAGAUCUUAAAUCUAGAAGGUCAAGGUUUCCCGCCAAACGAAAGAGCUUCGGAGGAAAUCAUCAGCUUCCGUCUGAUCAAUUGUCCAGAAUUAUGUUCCGGUUUGUUCAUCAGAGACAUCGAGGGCAAAGAAGUCAAAAAGGAGACCUUAAUUGGGCAUAUUAUGAGUACCAAGAUACCCGAUGAGUACAUCACCAUUGAAAGCAUGGGCAAACUACAAGUGGAAUCCAGCAACAAUAUCGGUAUCCACUCCGUGGUUAUCAAACCAGAAUUCCAAAAGAAAAACCUAGCUACUUUACUAUUAACCGACUACAUUCAGAAAUUGAGUAACCAAGAAAUCGGUAAUAAAAUCGUUUUGAUCGCUCACGAGCCAUUGGUACCAUUUUACGAGAGAGUUGGUUUCAAAAUCAUUGCUGAGAACACCAACGUUAGUAAGGAUAAAAGUUUCGGCGAACACAAAUGGAUCGACAUGGAAAGAGAACUAAUCAAAGAAGAAUACGACAAUUAA